Rhipicephalus sanguineus (brown dog tick) is the source of this 726-nucleotide messenger RNA. RefSeq lists its product as uncharacterized. The transcript has a single exon. NCBI's taxonomy places the organism in Eukaryota, Metazoa, Arthropoda, Arachnida, Ixodida, Ixodidae. Bases 79 to 663 code for a protein of 194 amino acids. The record is from RefSeq and is a predicted model, not a curated record.
AACUACCAUAUUUCCGUCCAACAAAUAUUUGAAUCAGAAGCCAAACUGAGGCUUCAAAACUCGCUGGUAUUUCCAGACAUGAAAGAACUGUCCCAGCCGAGCAGCAUUGUGUUUGAUGCAGCCAAGGUGAUAGAAGAAUAUGGCAUCAAGGUGACCGAAGAGGACGUGAAAUCAAAAGAGGAAAGCUUGCCUGCAAUAGUGUAUAUUGCAGGUUACUGCGCCCACGCCGCUCUCAGAAAAAUUCCCUGUGAAGAUUGUGCGGCCAACAUCACGAGACGAGAUAGGGAUAUGCCAAUGGGAGAUGAUAUGCUAAUCGAAGGCCUCACAAGAGGGGCCCUCAAGUUUCCCCAACCAGUAGUAAUCAGUGCUGUUCUUCACACACAACUCGUGCUAGAAAAGCUAACCUCAAAAGAGAACAUCGCCCGCUUUCAUGCAGCACGGCACCAAAGGCAGCUUCUUCUCAGUGUGGUGAAGCACCUCUUAAUUGACAAUGAAGAUUUGGACAUUUGUUGCAAAGGACACCAUCCAGACACAGUGCUUCAUAAUAUAUUGUGGGCAGCCACCAACACCUUACUGAAAAACUACGUCCAAAUGAAAACCGACAAGUUAACGGCGGCAAAGAAGGGUGCAGCACUGAAGAGAAAACUGAAGACGCUUAAUUAAGCUACCUUUAACGGCUUGAAAAUUCGCCUCAGAAUAAAUAAAUGAUGCAGUCUGCAUGAAAUA